AAAAAAAAAGAGCGCGCUUUUUGUGGACACCUCCAAAAGUCAUCUAUCCGAAGAGCCAUCAUAGCCUGGAGAACAGUCUCGUCACGUUUUCAUCGACCUAAUGGCAUUACCAAGGACGGUUUCGAUGUUAUAACAUUGGUGAGAGCAAUCGAAAACCACUAGCUCGGCAAUCACACCCCCUUCCCCGAAGUUAUGGCUGCUGAUUGCGCUACACCCGAGCGGCACAAACUGUCUGCGGCCCUCAAGAACAGAAUCCUUCGCGGCCAAAGACGGAGGAUGGUCUCUCGCAGGGACAAUUGAAUAUGAGAGGAAAAUGGAGAGAGCCAGAGACAUGCGGAGAAGACUUCCGUUCGGCGAUCCUCAGCUGGAUCGUGAGCUCACCGAUGCAAUGGUGGGUAGGCCGACGGACGGACAAGGAAAGGACGAUCGCCGGAGGAUUCAUCACCGUUACCAAGGAGGACAGAAAGACACCGCCCGACCCUUGAGAGGGCGAUUGAUCUCCAUAAGGAGCCUGAUGACCCGGGUUGGGGGCGCCGGAAGUUCGCGAGAGAGUUCGCGAGAGAGUCCGCGAUACGCUCAUGCUGCCGCGUUGGUGUGAGGAGUCAUUGUCCGAUCUGGAGCCUUUGGCACCUGUUGGACACGUCCCAGGUGCCACCCUGGAGUUGUCAACGGCGAUUUCAACGGACACCUCCUCUUCGCGAUUUGCAUUGCCCACGCUCACUGAGGCUUACACUGUAUUGAUGUCACCCAUAUUUCCACAGAUGACCUGCCCUUGUCGUGAGGAUGGAACUGGUCACGUCGCCGCCAAAGACCAAGAUUCUGGAGCCCCCAAAACGACCUUUAGCCGGCUCACCGCCACUCCCGGCGAACGGAGGGGGUGGCCUCGGGUCGGUGGAACUUCCGGGGAGGGUGUUAAUAGCAAGAACAAAUUACACGUUCGGGUCGUUGAGAGGAUGACGAAGACUUAGGACGACGCCCAUCCGAUUCUCGAACAAGCAAGAGGAAAACUUUAAAGGCUCUGGGGAAUCUGAGCUGGACAUGGAGGUCGUGAGCGCCUAGACCAGCCAAGGCCGCCGCCCCCUCGCAGCUAGCAAAACCCACUCUAACCCCAGCGCUCUCCUUCGACCCUUGGAGCCCGUUUUGUCAAUUAUCCGACAUAUUUGUGUCUUCCGCCAAAGGGUGCACCGAGGGGUGUAUAUCGUACGAUCGUAAAACUGUAGCGUUAGUCACGUUGGCAAUAGACUUUUCC
This is a messenger RNA of Cladophialophora immunda, 1249 nucleotides long. RefSeq lists its product as uncharacterized. The record is from RefSeq and is a predicted model, not a curated record. Lineage: Eukaryota; Fungi; Ascomycota; Eurotiomycetes; Chaetothyriales; Herpotrichiellaceae. The transcript has a single exon. Bases 579 to 968 code for a protein of 129 amino acids.